AUGUCAACUUUAACAUCAAAUGAAAUUGGUGACGAUUUGUUUCGUAGUGCUAAAAGCAAACUUCUUUCUUUAUCAAACAAAAAUCAAGAAAGGCUUGAUCAAUUAAACAUAUUACAAAAAUCAAAACCUCAAGCAUUAAAUGCGAUAAGUAAUGGUUUAGAAACAAUUCCGGAUCAGAACUUAUCUGUAAUCAUUUUCAAAAACGACAUCAUCACACAUCAUCUUCAUCAUCAACAACAUCAACUUCUUCCUCAUAGCAACAACAAUAAUAGUAACAAUAAUCAUGAGCUUUCAAGCUCGGAAAACAUUUACAACGAUGAAAAUAUUAAUCCUGAUAUAACUACCAAUGAUAAUGACGAUUUAGCAAUUUCUAGUAAUUCAUCAUCAAACAAAAGAAAACAUUAUAAAUCCCAUCCAUCGUUAAUAAUAAAUACAAAAACUUUCCCUUCAACUUCCACUGGCAACAACAGUAGUUCUAUUAAUAUCAUUCCUCCUCCUACUACUACUAUUUCAACUGCUACCUCAGCAACAAAUGCAUCCAUCAUUGCCUCCUCCAAUAACAACACCAACGCAUCUAUGUUGUUGCCGUCAUCUUUAAAAGUUCCUAAUCGUCUAAUAACCCCUGAAUCCUCUGAUUCUGAAUUUGAUAUAUCAGAAUUAGAUAACCUCAACACUCAUUUAACCCUCCCUCCUUCAUUUGGUAAAAGAAACAAUAGUGUCAGCAACGACAACAUUAAUCACCGUGUUGCCCGUCAUACAAUGGAAGGUGUCAUAAUCGAAGAAGAAAGAGAUAAACAACAACUGUAG
Molecule: messenger RNA, 807 nt
Organism: Entrophospora sp. SA101
Lineage: Eukaryota; Fungi; Glomeromycota; Glomeromycetes; Entrophosporales; Entrophosporaceae
Source: the annotation of a GenBank genome assembly